AUGAGCGCAGACAGCGUGGAACAGUCGGAGGCUCCAGGUGAACAGGCAGACCAAAAUGGACUCAACUUCAGUCGACACAUAAAGACAGAGAACAUCCACGACUCACCCCACCUAGGCUCGCUGAAGACAUGUCACCUGACACAGAGCUCUCAGUUGCCCGGAGGUCAGCUGCCUGGGGAGCUCACGUCUCUCCACACCAUGCAGGGGCUGGUUCUGAUGCAGCAGUCCCACCUGCCAUCUCCCUCCUCCUUCCUGCUCUCCCAGAACCCCAACAACCACCAAGCCUUACUGCAGCAGAACCUGCUGUCACUUCCAAGCCAUAGUCAAACUGGUCUUCUUCAGCACCAACCUGGACUGGCUCUUACUCCACAGGCCAUGAGUCGCUCUGGUCUGGUGGGAACGUCCAUGGAGAACCACAUGGACAUGUCUCACCUGCAGAUGCCUAAACACUUGUCACUGCCACUGCAGGAGGAACCCAGUGAUCUGGAGGAACUGGAACAGUUUGCAAAAGCAUUCAAACAAAGACGCAUCAAACUGGGCUUCACUCAGGGAGAUGUGGGCCUCGCGAUGGGGAAACUGUACGGCAACGACUUCAGCCAAACCACGAUCUCUCGCUUCGAGGCUCUAAACCUGAGCUUCAAAAACAUGUGCAAGCUCAAACCACUGCUGGAGAAAUGGCUGAGUGACGCAGAGAACUCCCCCUCUGAUCAAAUGAGUAACUCCAACUCUCUGCCGCCCUUGAUGGAGGGAUACGGCCGCAAACGGAAAAAGAGGACAAGCAUCGAAACGAACAUCAAGCUGACUCUGGAGAAACGGUUCCUGGAUAACCCGAAGCCCAACUCUGAGGAGAUAACCCUGAUCUCAGAGCAGCUGGGCAUGGAGAAAGAGGUAGUUCGAGUUUGGUUCUGUAAUCGUCGUCAGAAGGAGAAGAGGAUCUACUGCCCAGUGACCAGUUUACCUGUCAAAUCACACAACUACAACUCCAGAAUGACCUCAGCAUCCAGAUCCUACAGCCCUCUGACUUCAGGUGGUGUUUCCUCAAAUUCGUCUCCAAACAGUUUAAGUCGUGAAGCUUCUCCCAACGGCAUGUCCUCAGUCUCAGGAUCUUUAUCGUCUCAGGUGAACCCAGCUUCCUACGGCACACCAGGCUCCUGGUACCGCUCCUGGAAUCAUGCUGCGUAUCAUCACUGA
Molecule: messenger RNA, 1191 nt
Organism: Limanda limanda (common dab)
Lineage: Eukaryota; Metazoa; Chordata; Actinopteri; Pleuronectiformes; Pleuronectidae
Gene: pou2f3
Product: POU class 2 homeobox 3
Exons: 12
Coding region: 1-1191 (396 amino acids)
Biological process (GO): regulation of transcription by RNA polymerase II
Cellular component (GO): nucleus
Molecular function (GO): RNA polymerase II cis-regulatory region sequence-specific DNA binding; DNA-binding transcription factor activity, RNA polymerase II-specific
Source: RefSeq, a predicted model, not a curated record